CAUAUAAAAUUGAGAAUUUAAAAAUAGAUUAUUUAUAGAUUUUUCAAAUUAAGAAAUAUUCUCAAAUUAUCAAAUAUAAGAUACUGUACAUUUUUAUUAAAAUUGUUCAUACCGUCUCGCGUGAGAGACGGCCUUGUUUUCUGCAGCAAAUGCUAGGCGUUACUUAUAUGGCUACAUGGUAGAUUAGUAGGAAGAAGCAAACUCGGCUCUCUCGAGGCUCUUCUUGCUUCCUGAUUAUUCAAUGAGUCAUGUUACAUGAUGUACCUGAAGUAUAUCCAGAUCAAGGUGAACCACACUCUCCCUGCUGUCAUAAAAAGCGAAAUAGGCGCGGUAUGGGGGGUCGUGACGGGAGAGAAGGGUGGGGCCUGUCAGUUGCUGUCGAAAGAAACGAUCUAUGCCACUACGGCAAUAACCAUGUUCAGUUCCGUGAUACAGUGGUCCCCCGAUCGCGGACACGAUCGAGACCCUGAGGAUCGAAAGGCUCUCCGACGGCUAAAAACGCGUCGAAACGAAUUAACGGUCAGUCGAUCAGUGUCGCGGCCUAGGUCGUCGAUGGGCUUCCGACCGUACGCAACAUGGAAUUGAUUUGGGUGCUCGUUCUGUUCUUCGGGUUCGUACAUCCGUCCCAGCCGUCGCACCUCGAAGUGGCUUACCAGUGGAAAUAUCUCGAAUGGGUUUGGCCAAAUAUACAUCUGACGGGAAAAAACUAUACCCUGGGCAAUGCUUUCACACAAGAUGUGGAUAUCGACAGUCAGGGCCGCGUGUUCGUGACGAGUCCACAGUGGUUGGAUGGUACACCAAUUAGUUUGUCUUUGGUGACUAAGGCGCACGGUCCUGGUGGUCCUUUACUCGUACCGUAUCCCAAUUGGUCCUGGCACGUGUCGUUCAGUUGCGAGAGCAUUAUAUCUGUCUACAGACUGGCGAUCGAUGAGUGCAAUCGUUUAUGGGUGGUCGACUCUGGCAGAGCAAUGAUGAAAGCGGUAUGCCCCGCAAAAAUAUUGAUCUUCGAUCUUGCCACGGAUCGGCUGAUCCAUAAAUACGUGGUACCGGAUGAUCAAGUGCUGUACGGGAAGGCCUCAUUAGUUACGCCAAUCGUCGACGUCGGAAAAACGUGUCUCGAUACUUAUCUCUACGUGGCGGACGUGGAUCAAAAUGGACUGGUGAUUUAUGACUUAUAUCGCGACCAUUCCUGGCGAGUAAACAACACCCGUGGUAACGCUUUUGGCCCGGACGAGGAUGCUAUGAAUAUUACGAUCGCCGGCGAGUGGUUUGAUUUGACCGACGGUACGCUCGGUAUGUCACUGUCGCCGUACGGAUACUUCAAUCACAGACAUUUGUAUUUUAACUCGCUCGCAAGCUUCCAUAUGAAACACUCGGAUACAUUUUCGUUGAUCCAAAGCGAGUUUCGGGAGCCAAUAAUAUUUGAAUCAAAUUACAAACUCGUGAGCCAAGCGGGCGCGCAAGCGACCUCUCGAAGAGGCGUAAUAUUUUUCCAAUUGGUCCAAUUAACUGCCAUUGCCUGUUGGGACAUCGGGAAACCAUUUACUUCGGAGAACGUCGUGAUAAUAGCACAAGACGAGGAGACUCUGCAGUACGUGAGCGGCAUUAAAGUGAUCACGAAUAGGGCCGGCGAGGAAGAAUUGUGGUUCAAUACCAACAGGCUUCAGAAGACGAUAAACAUGAGCCGCAAGCCGACGGAGACAAACUUCCGAAUAAUUAGAGGAGCAGUCGACGACAUCAUUCGGGGUACAAAUUGCGAGCCGUAUGGCAUGAGGAGGCAAGCAGCAGACACCGUCUUCUGGCAUCAAAUAUAACUUGCCACGACACUUUGCGCCUUUCAUUACCUCACUCGAAAUACCUUUAAUGUGUUCCUGUACAUUUCAUUUGUUUUGCCAUUUUAAAUUUAAUUUAACAAAGAUUUUUUCAAAUAAAUUGACGCGUAAUGGCGUGUUUUUAUAAAAAAA
Molecule: messenger RNA, 1964 nt
Organism: Solenopsis invicta (red fire ant)
Lineage: Eukaryota; Metazoa; Arthropoda; Insecta; Hymenoptera; Formicidae
Product: major royal jelly protein 1
Exons: 3
Coding region: 576-1814 (412 amino acids)
Cellular component (GO): extracellular region
Source: RefSeq, a predicted model, not a curated record